CUGCACGCGCAUGAGCGUUGCAGUCGGUUUGCAGCGCGUACGACAUGAGCAUCGAAAGCUCACUAGAUAACAAUCAGUAUCGGUAUCGAACAUAAUGUGACCUAGCCUUAAUGAACUAAAUUAAAUUAAAUAACAAAUAUUUUUUUCUAUAUUUAUUUAUAAAAAAAUGUGAAGUGUUUUUCUUAAUUUACAAAAUAAAUAACAGUGUGUUUUAUGUAAUUUAUUGGCAGAAUUAUUACGAAAAAUGAAGUUUUAUUACAACAUAUAUUAAUGUAAUAAACAGGAUAUUACGAAAUGAAAUUCAUAGUUUUUUUUUGUUCAGUGUAAUAAAAAUGCAACCUUCCACUUGCUAGGCGAAGUGCAUAAUUCAUGUUUUUGAUUUUGGUUUUAUAUUCAAUCCUAUUUUUCACGAUCGCAUUGAAUUUCAAAUAUGUCUUUAUAAACGGUGAAUGUUUUUAUUUUUGUGGACUAUUUCCCGUUGUGUGUCUCGGAUGGGUGUUGUGUUUUGAGUCAAAAUUUUUGAGCUGCAUCGCUACAAUCUCGGAUAUGAGAAAACUAAGCAUCUUCACAAUGAGACUAGCAAGUCUGCUGGUCCUUCACGCAGCGGGAGCAGGUCUCGCAUCACCCACAGUCCUGGUCUCCAGACCUGUCGCCAAGGUUCCAGUGGAAUGGCUGCCGAUAGACAACCAAACCGUCUACAGGCUGGGUGAAGGGGAGAGUAAAAGCUUGGAGCUGAAUACUUCAUCUAUAUCCCAGACUAUAGUUUUCAUCACAAUCAGUCCGUGUUCCAGGGAUUUUCACUGGGCACUAUAUUAUGGAAAGGCUGGCAAUAAUAACGGCCAACUUAUACUCCAAAAAGAAAGCGCGAGCGGGGAAAUGAGCACAUUCUCGUUGAACAUAUCACAGCAUGACAAAUAUGUUAUGGUUUUAUCAACGACGCGAGGUGGUGCCGCUGUAGUCAGUGUUCGCGGUGAAGCUACAAGACAUGUGCGCAUGCGGCUUAGGGUGCGUUCGCGCAGAAGGCUGGCUGCUAAUUGGGAGCCUAGCCCAAUUGACCCUCAAGAAACCACAUACUGCGUAGUAGCAUCACACAGAAAGAACUACACGUCCCUCUGCGCAGCCCACCAUGACAUCAAAAUGAGUCGCUUGGAGAACAAAUCCAACAGGCUGAAUCAAGAAUUGGAUCGUAUCAAACAAAAUGAACGAUUAGACAAUGAAACACGUUUUGAUUUGAUUUCUGAAGUUGAUAACAAGAUCAAUGUGGAUUCAGACUUUUUCAAUGUCUAUGAAGGGAAUUUCAAUAAUGUCUUUAGAAGGAAGAAGUUUGGUCGCAGCACUAAAGUGACAGAUGAGGAUCCAGUAAUCGCUUGCGUUGGUGGGAGAACGCAUCAUUUGAUAGAAAACUUGGACCCGAGUACGACUUACUUCGUCAGCGUGUUCGGUGUAGCCAAGGACCGUCGCUCUGGGUCUUUACUAGCGAUGGGCAGCGUACGUCCACGCACAUCCACUGCGAAGCGACUUCGAGAAAACAUACCAACCAAAGCUGAUAUUAGAGGAAGAAGCGUAUUUUAUUUUAAGGCAACAGUCGGCGCUGGAGGUGGUCUCUGGUUGACUCUAUCUACCUGUGGAGGUGCAGUCGAUGUCGAAGUUCUGGUCAGGGGUAAAAGACUGCACAUGGUUAGAAAUAUAGACCCACACUCCAAAUUCUUCGUGCCAGCACCAAUCGCCACAUCUUCAAUCCAAGAGACGAGUGACGAAGGUUCUGUGCAGUUUGACUCCAGUUCCGAGGAAGCCAGAAUGAGAUACGUCAUCAAAGUGGUGCCUAGUAAAUGGGACAGAGAUGGUGCUGUGGGCAUUGAAUUAACAGCAUCAACAACUCGAUGGGGAAUGAACACUCCAGAACUGACUGAAGAUGGAGCCGUUGUCAGAGAACUGCGGCCUAUCAGAUCUUGUAGAUCCGUGGAUGUAGCUUUCUUGCCCGCCACGCAUAAUGCUACUGAUGUUAUCAGAUAUUGCAUCAUUGCCCGAGAGACGAUAAGUGGCGAGGCCUACGGAUGCUGGUCAACCAGGAAAGCAGUCAAGGGCCAAUGUGUCAACCACACACAGAAAUCAUCCAGAGUAAUAAAGCAGAAAAUUGGAGGACUAAAGGCUGGAAGGAAGUACGCGAUACAAGUGAUCGCUUCAAAUAAAGGAUAUUCGGUGCCUUACAAUACAUUGUAUGUAGACACUAAGGUUUCAUGCAAAGAGGAUUGAAUAUAGAGAUAAUUGUUUUGUUUGGCAAGAAGAAAUGUAUGUCAUUAAUUUAUCAAAAGUCCCUUUAAAUACAAAGUCCCAUUUCAAAAUGAUUAGAU
Spodoptera frugiperda (fall armyworm) is the source of this 2351-nucleotide messenger RNA. RefSeq names its product protein NDNF-like. The coding region runs from base 370 to 2253 and encodes 627 amino acids. NCBI's taxonomy places the organism in Eukaryota, Metazoa, Arthropoda, Insecta, Lepidoptera, Noctuidae. The transcript is spliced from 13 exons. The record is from RefSeq and is a predicted model, not a curated record.